This is a messenger RNA of Mizuhopecten yessoensis (Yesso scallop), 2567 nucleotides long. Its product is annotated as WD and tetratricopeptide repeats protein 1-like. The record is from RefSeq and is a predicted model, not a curated record. The coding region runs from base 316 to 2463 and encodes 715 amino acids. Gene Ontology annotation, biological process: negative regulation of fatty acid biosynthetic process. The transcript has 14 exons. Gene Ontology annotation, molecular function: protein binding. Lineage: Eukaryota; Metazoa; Mollusca; Bivalvia; Pectinida; Pectinidae. Gene Ontology annotation, cellular component: Cul4-RING E3 ubiquitin ligase complex; cytoplasm.
CACACCGAGGAAUAUCAACAAAUCAUGAAGACUUGAGACGUCGGGCGACACUUCAUAUCGAAAUAAUAGAACUCUGUAGUUCUGUUAACACGUGUCAGUUGUGGCUUUAGGAAUGGGAACAUUAGCAAAUAUGAUACCUAUAUUUUCAGCAUUAUAAGUGGACAUUUUGUGUAACAACAUGAAAAAAGCACCAGAUAACGGCGUCAUUUUGGACAGAGUUGAAAAAAAAGGAAAAGGCAAAUUUAUUUAACAUCGUUGUGUAUUUAGCCUAAUUCUGACCUAUUCUAAGGGCCAGUUGUAUUAAAAAGGGAAAACAUGGCUUUCGCGUCUCGAAAAUUGAGCAGCAAAUUCAGAAGAGAAACCGAUGAAAAUUGCAGAUUGACAUUCCAAAGAGAUCUACAGGUGACAGGUGCUUUUAUUAACAGACUUGGGUUGGACCAUGAACUACAGGGUCACCAAGGAUGUGUAAACUGCCUUGAAUGGAACGACAAAGGAUCAUUACUGGCGAGUGGGUCUGAUGAUGUACAGGUGAUAAUCUGGGAUCCAUUCCUCCACAAACCGCUAUCCACCAUUCGCACAGGGCACCAGGGAAACAUCUUCUCUGUAAAGUUCCUGCCAAGUUCUCAUGAUUCUGUGAUAGUGACUGGGGCAGCAGACUGUAAGAUUCGUGUACAUGACAUAAACACACAAGAGACAACCCAGGUGUUUUCUUCCCAUGCAGGGCGGGUAAAACGUCUCGCUGUGGCACCAAACGUCCCUUUUAUGUUUUGGAGUGCUGCAGAAGAUGGAACCAUUAUGCAACAUGACUUGAGGACACCAGAGAAAAGCAGUGGUAACGGCAAUCCUCAGAAUGUACUUAUUAACCUCAAUGCUCACAUGGCAGGGAGUGCGGAGGCCAAGUGUAUCGCAGUGAACCCUCUGCGGCCUGACCUUCUGGCCGUUGGAGCCAACGACCCUUACGUCCGCCUGUAUGACCGUAGAAUGCUAAGCUGUAGGAGCAUGAAGCUGCCAGCCGAAUCUAGUACCAGAUUACCAUGGGAGAUGUUGGACAACACUGCGAACAACCCACCAGAAGAUUUUACCCUGCCUCAGGGCUGUGUCAAGUAUUAUAUAGCAGGACAUUUGCCCCAGAAGCAGUUAGAUUAUAAGAAGCGAUACAGAACUUUGGCUGCCACCUACGUGACCUUCAGCCCUGAUGGGCGCGAGCUCCUGGUGAAUCUAGGUGGAGAACAGAUCUACCUGUUUGAUAUCAAUAACAACAGGACAGCAGAAAAGUUUGACACAUCAAUGGUUCUAGCUGCCAAUGGACUUGUUAAAGAAGCAGCCUGUUCCCAUAGCAAUGGAUUUAGCUUGCACAAAAAUGGAACGACCAAUGGUGUGAGUAAUGGGCUGCACACGGCCACAGGGGCAGCAGCUGCAGCCAUGAUGAGGGCUGAGAUGGAAGUGGAGGAGAAACAGCAGGACAUACACAGUGGGAAGAGACACAGAAUGGAGGGAAAGACUCUGCCUACAUUUGUUGAGGCUUUGAAGAAACGUGCAAAUACUUUUUUUGAGAAGGAACAGUAUUCCAAGGCCAUCAUUGCCUACAACGAAGCGAUUGCUCGUGUGUCCUACGCCUCAGUGUUAUAUGGCAACAGGGCAGCUGCCUUCAUGAAGAGGAAAUGGGAUGGUGACCUGUAUGCAGCCUUAAGAGACUGCCACAGUGCCCUGAACCUCGACCCAAACCACCUCAAAGCCCACUUUCGCCUCGCCCGGUGUCUGUAUGAACUCUCCUGGCCGCAGGAGGCCCAUGAUUGUCUCCAACAUUUCAAACACAAAUUUCCAGACUAUGCAAAGAGCCACGCCUGUGAGGCACUCGACCGGGACAUCAAGGCAGCUUUAUACUCAGGGACGUGUACUACAGAUGAGAAGGAAGAUGGCGCUUCCUCCGAUUCCUCUAAAUCACCCAUAAAGAAGGCAAUGACACCAAUGUCUGACCAGGAGAAGUAUUGGCGGGAGGAGGCGUACGAUUACCAGUCACGCUUCUGUGGUCACUGUAACACAACAACAGACAUCAAGGAAGCAAACUUCUUUGGCAGUAACGGCCAGUACAUUGUCGCCGGUUCAGAUGAUGGCUCAUUCUUUAUCUGGGAGAAGCGUACCGCCAACAUUGUGCGAGUUUUAAGGGGAGAUGAAUCUAUAGUGAACUGUUUACAGCCCCAUCCCACAUGUUGUCUGUUAGCCACCAGUGGUAUAGAUCCUGUUGUGAGACUGUGGAGUCCUAGGGCAGAGGAUGGGACAAAAAAUGACAGAGAGGUUAACAACUCAGAUGAUGCAGCUUUGGCCAAUCAAAAAAGGAUGAAUGCUGACCCUCUGGAAGUGAUGUUGAUGAACAUGGGGUACCGAAUAACUGGGGUGUUUGACGUGGACGAGGAAGAGGGGGGACAAAGGAACGAUCAGGCUGUUCAGUGUCGACCUAGCUGAAAAAUAAACACCGCUAAAGUGAUAGUAUAAAAAAACUUGAUUGAAAGUCAUUCUAUUAGAACCUGAUCAGGGUCGAUUAAAGUCAUUCUUUUAGAACCUGAUCA